AACACCAGUCAUUCACACCGCUAAUUAUACCACCAACGUUAGGACGGGGACUUCCUGACAUCACGGAUGGUCAUUAGCAUUCGGCAGGGGAGGAGGUGGUGGUGCUGGCAAGGACAGCCAGGCACUUAUUCAGCCAGGCACUCAAGCGAGCAAGUAGCUGCUCAGCGCUCACUGAAAGUCCCUAUGGAACAUUUUUGUACUUUCUAGUUUUCUGUUGCUGCAUCCGAAAAGAAUUGUUUUGGAUUUGUUCGAAACGUACACAUUUUAUGCUAUUGCAUUUUGGUAUUUGUGUUCAACCGCUUAUUGCGUUUUUUCUAUAGGUGUCGCUUUACUUCCAAUAAUCCGUGCGCUUGGUGGAUGUGUUUGCGGAGCAGAUUGACUAAAAGGCUCGCGGAGCGAAGGGGACGAAUUGCGGCUUCGCACGGACCAGAGAGUGAGAGUGCAGGAUAUGUAAAACUGUGCCGCAUGAAUAGUAGGCUAGCCUAGACUAUGAAAAGGCUUGCAAUGAUGAAAGUGUGUUUGAAUACUAAUAUCACCGGAAGCAGAGCCAUGCUCUCCCUCUCACCUACUUUGUAAUAAGGAAGAUCUGUAUCCACUGUAAGUGCAGGCGUGAGGAGCAUGUGGUGACAGCCGUGCCUCUGGAGAUGGAGAAGACCGUCACUAAGCUGAUGUACGACUUCCAGAGGAACUCCACCUCAGACGACGACUCAGGCUGCGCACUGGAGGAGUAUGCCUGGGUGCCCCCGGGGCUCAAACCUGAACAGGUUCAUCACUACUACAGCUCCCUGCCUGAGGACAAGGUGCCCUAUGUGAACAGCCCAGGAGAGAAGCACCGCAUCAAACAGCUCCUCCAUCAGCUGCCCCCCCACGACAAUGAGGUGCGUUACUGUAACACUUUGGACGAUGAGGAGAAGAGGGAGCUCAAACUCUUCAGUAACCAACGGAAACGGGAGAAUCUGGGCCGCGGCAAUGUGAGACCAUUUCCCGUGACGAUGACUGGAGCGAUCUGUGAGCAGUGUGGAGGGCAGAUAAACGGAGGUGACAUUGCAGUGUUUGCGUCGCGGGCAGGACACGGCGUGUGUUGGCACCCUGGCUGCUUCGUGUGCAGCAUGUGUGAUGAGCUGCUGGUGGACCUCAUCUACUUCUACCAGGAAGGGAAGAUCUACUGUGGUCGGCACCACGCAGAGAGACUCAAACCACGCUGCUCCGCCUGUGACGAGAUCAUCUUUGCGGAUGAGUGCACAGAGGCAGAGGGUAGGCACUGGCACAUGAAGCACUUCUGCUGUUUCGAGUGUGAGACGGUGCUGGGCGGCCAGCGCUACAUCAUGAAGGAGGGCCGUCCCUACUGCUGCAGCUGUUUCGAGUCCCUCUACGCAGAGUACUGUGACUCCUGUGGGGAACACAUCGGCAUUGACCAGGGCCAGAUGACAUAUGAUGGUCAGCACUGGCACGCCACAGAGGGCUGUUUCUGCUGUGCCCGCUGUAAGAGCUCCCUCUUAGGUCGCCCCUUCCUGCCCAAACAGGGACAGAUCUUCUGCUCGCGCUCCUGCAGCCUGGGGGAGGAGCCUAACGGGUCAGACUCCUCAGACUCUGCCUUCCAGAGCGCACGCUCCACUCGAGAGUCCCGCCGCAGCUCCAAGGCUGGAAAGAACGGGGGGCAGGCGGGGAGGUUUUCGGGUGAGGUGGACCCUCUCUCCUUACAGAUGGACUUGCUGAGUCUGUCCAGCCAGACGCCCAGUUUGACCCGCGAGCCGCCGGCAUGGCAGAGCCAGGGACAGGGGGGUGACACGUACCCCUACGAGGGCCGAUCAGACCACACAGCAACACCCACCCCACUCCAUCUGCCCAGCCAAUGCAACGUCAGGACUGCAUAUAAUUCCACCUCCCCCGGGCAGGGCAACCAACCAAACCACAGGUCCAAGGAGACAGGUGUCACCAAGAGGCUGCCCAUCUCAGCCCUGAAGGGCCGCUCUAUGAAUGAGAACUGGUUCCAUCAAGGUUCAGGGGACUACUACCCCCCCAAACUGAAACCCCAGCAAAGCUUUGACGUACCCCACAGCUCGUCACACCACAACGGCUUUUCUGAUAAGCGCUCAGUCAGUCUGCAUGUGUUCCAGAGGGAGAACCAGAGGGAGAGGGAGAACCAGAGGGACAGGGAGAGGGAGAACCAGAGGGACAGGGAGAGGGAGAACCAGAGGGACAGGGAGAGGGAGGUGGGGCUUCCCCAGCUGGGACGCAGCAGGAACCCCAUCAGCGCACUUAGCUUCACGGAGCAGCUCACUCCCGUAGAGCAGACACCCAGGGGUUCUAUGGAGUCACUGGCCCUGUCCAACGCUACAGGAAUGUCAGCAGACGGAGGAGGGAAGCGCCAGGAGCACCUGUCUCGUUUCUCCAUGCCAGACCUGAGCAAAGACUCUGGCAUGAAUGUGUCAGAGAAGAGCAACAUGGGCACCCUCAACUCCUCUGUCCAGUUCCACAGCUCUGACUCCCUGCACAGCCUCACCUCAGGCCAGCCCUACAUGGAGCUGGAGCCCCCGGUGCAGGUGCAGUACCCUCUGCAGUACUGUGAGCCCCAAGGCCUGGGGAUGGGCAUGAGCCGCCUGCCAGCCGGCUUCACCUACCAGGAGGAGGACAGGGUCAGCCUGGUGAACAGUGCCAAUGCUGCCCGCCUCCCGCCCAUCAGCGAGCGCACGCGGAGACGAGGAGAGGGCCCGGGCAUGGCUGCCCCUGAAGACACCCCUCAGCGCCGGAGACACCAUCACCACCGCUCCCGUCGCUCCAGACGCUCUCGCUCGGAGAACGCCCUGCACCUGGCCGCUGAGCACAGGGAGAGACCCCAGCUGAGAGUCAGGGAGGACUAUGACCAGUUCCCCCCUCCGCGGGGCACCAGGGACCCGUUUGGGGGUGUAGGGGGGAGGUGCAGGGGGCCAGAGCCAUUCAGGCAGUGCCCUCGCACCACCUCUGACCUCACCCUGCAGAAGCCCAGUGCCCACCGCCGUCUCGCCGGGCCCUACUCCUGGGAUGACUAUGAGGAUGAGGACGAGUGGUGCUCCACCUGCUCUUCAUCGUCUGAGUCAGAGGACGAGGGUUACUUCCUGGGAGAGCCCAUUCCUAGGCCUGUGCAGCUGAGGUACCUGAGCAGCCAGGAGCUCCUCCACAAGUACAGCUCCACAGGGGUGGGUGGACCGCACCAAAUGAGCGGCAGAGGGGGACAGCUGCACACCCGUAAACGCCGGAAAAGCAAGAACUGCAUAAUCUCUUAACAUUUGCCCCAUGGCAAGAGACAAGAGAAUGUGCCCUCCCUCCCUCUUUAUACGCUAACAUAGUUCAUAUGUUCAAAAAAGAAAAAGAAAAACAGCCACUCCUCUGAAGUUGUUGAGUAUUGUGAGGUUGACAGCGUGUGAUAUGCAGUUGGGUAAACCGUUGACAGCACAAAUGUUUUGCAUGUUUAUCCAUUUAAUGUUUCAGAAGUUAUCCUGAGUAUUGAUUAUAUUUUUCUGACUCUCACACUGCGCUCUGCUUGUCUGUCACCAUAUUUAUCAAAGCCAACGUGCAAUCGUAAUAAUAAUGUAAUUUCCAUGCAGCAACUGUAAGGUACAGACAAUUCAGUAAGGUCCAGCUUUUUCAUGCAAUGUGAUUUAGGUAUAUACCAUUGUACUCAAGUUUAUAGGAUGUACUGUAUAUAAGUAAAUGAAUGAAUUCACUAAAUUAAGGAAGCAAUGUAAAUACUAUGUAAAUGAGGUCCCACAUAUUUUUAUAUUUUGAAUGGAUAGAAUCAUUUAUGUAUUGAAUAUCUAUAAUGUAGGAAUAGAAAAUGCAUGCCUGUUUAUAUGCUAAUGUGGUCCUGCAUUGGAAUAAAAUAGUAUUUCAGAGAGAGA
This is a messenger RNA of Coregonus clupeaformis (lake whitefish), 3878 nucleotides long. Its product is annotated as prickle-like protein 2. The record is from RefSeq and is a predicted model, not a curated record. The transcript has 8 exons. Gene Ontology annotation, molecular function: zinc ion binding. Lineage: Eukaryota; Metazoa; Chordata; Actinopteri; Salmoniformes; Salmonidae. Bases 645 to 3263 code for a protein of 872 amino acids.